CGCGGCGAUGGCGGCGGCCGGGGAGGAGGCGGCGGACUGGGCGCUGCUGCCGGAGCUGGAGGUUCUGGAGUCCAUCUACCUGGAGGAGCUGCGGGUGGCGCGGGGCCGCGGCAGGUGGGAGCCCUGGGAGGUCAGCAUCACCCUGCACCCCGCCACGGCCGAGGACCAGGACUCCCAGUACGUCCGCUUCACCCUGGUGCUCUCCGUGCCCCCGCAGUAUCCUAAUAAAACUCCGGAGAUCUCCAUCAGGAACCCGCGGGGCCUGUCAGAUGAGCAAAUUCAAAAGAUAUCCCAGACCCUCAGAAGUGUUGCUGAAGCCAGGCUGGGGACAGAGGUGCUCUAUGAACUGAUUGAGAAGGGGAAGGAGAUUCUCACUGACAACAACAUUCCUCAUGGACAGUGUGUGAUCUGCCUUUAUGGAUUCCAGGAGAGAGAAGCCUUCACAAAGACCCAGUGCUACCACUAUUUCCACUCCCACUGUUUGGCCCGCUAUGCCCAGCACAUGGAGGAGGAGAUCCUCAUGCAGCAGGAGGAGAGAGAUCAACACCUUUCACCAUCCCCCAAACAGGAAGUUGGUGUGCAGUGCCCUGUCUGCCGGGAGACCCUGGUCUAUGAUCUCUCUGCUCUGAAGGCAGCACCACCCCCACAGCACCCUAUGGAGCCGUACAGGCCAGAUGCCAAGAUGCUGCAGCACCAGGAAGAACUGCGCCUAAUUUUCAAGAGACAACAAGAAAAGGGGGGUAUCAUCGACCCCGAAGCAGAGAGGAACCGCUUUUUCAUCAGCCUCCAGGCGGUGGCCUCUUUCUUUCAGCCUCCAGCUGUUGCGGAUCCAGGCCAAGCAGCUGCUGCCUCUCAGCUGCCGGUAAGUGCAGAUGCUGCAGACAGGCCCCAGCCACCCGGCCAAGCCUCGAUUCCAGAGCCAGCUGGGGCAUCGGAGGCCAGGGCAGAACCUGGGCGGCCUGAGAGGCCUGCUGUGCCCAGGGAGCAACCGAGCAAGAGGGAGAAGCACAGAGGGGAGAGGCAAGGCCCCAGAGGCCAGGGCAGGCAGCCAUGCAGUGGCUUGCAGGAACCGGGAGAAGAAGCCUGUCAUCCACUCCAUGGCUCCAGGGGGCCCAGAGGCUUCAGCCAGAGACCAGAGCGGAGACCUGCUGGAAGGCACAGUCAGGAGUUUCCAAAGCCUCACAGUAGAAGCAGGGCUGCUCCCUUGGCUGAAAGAAAGGAUUUGUGCCCUGAAGAUCCCUCACCAGUAAUGGAGGCUGUGGACUUGAAAGAGGAGCACCGUGAUGUGGAGAGAUGGAGUGCAGAGAAGGGGGCUGAGGCCCGGGGCAAGAAAAAGGAGAACCUGACAUUCAACCACAGUGACCACAGAGCAGCUCCCAGCUGGCAGGGUCACCACAGGCCCUGGGAUUGUGGGAGGUGGGAAAGAUCCAGAGUUCAGGAGCAUGGUUCCUACCCCAGAGCACCAAGAGGGCGAGGGGUGUUCAGGCCCAGUGGACAUCGAGAAGCCCAUCUUGAGAAGGAGAGUGGCUCCUAGCAGGAAUGAUGAGGGGCUGGGCUGUGGGAAGGAAGGGCUAUUUCUGGGGAGAACAGUGAAGGCUCUGGUGAAACAGUAGCAAGCAGACACCAUAUCCCUUGGAAGGGAGGAGGCAGAUGGCACAUGGGACGUACCUAGGCAGUGUCACCAGGGAUGAGGAGAGUGAAGCAUCCUGGCAUGAGCAGCUGGCUCUCACCAGCAUUGGAGAAGCAGAAUCUUGACAGAUCAUAUCAGCCUUGAUCUCAGAGGAUCUAGCGGACAGAGGUAGCCUUAAAUGGAGACCUGCAGCCAUCAUCCCUAUAUGUGAGCUGCCAAGAAACGUGCACACCUACAGAGCAAGUGGACUGAGCAUGGUGCCAUGGCAGAGACAGAGGUGCGGCAAGAUCUUCCCUGGAAGCCUGUGUCCCCGUGGAGCCAUGGUGGUGCCAAGUGAUGAGGCUGUGCCAGGGCAGCAGCCUGGACCUCAGCUCAGCUUACUCUGUCCUCCUUUCCUUCUCAGAGCACCUUCUCAGCUGUUGUCCCUGUCCCUUGGAGACAACAUGGCUUCUCCUGCAGCCCUGGCUGAUGUUCAGCUGAUGGGCUUGGCCAGGAAAGUCCUUUGUAUGCAGGACACUUCCCAGUCCCAGCCAGGAGAUCCAAGUUAAGCUUAAGUUAACACAUUGGCAGGUCAGGGCUGUCUGGUGGCUGCAGCUUCAGCUUGUCUCCCACUUCCCCAGGAAGCCUGUCUCUCAAAGCACUCUGCUUUGCAAUGUAUAUCUGUUGGAAUCCCCCUCUAAGGCCAGGCUGUCUUGGCACUUCCAACAACCUGAAGACAUGCCCCAGUACUUUAGAUACUGCUACCCUCCUUUCAUCUUCGAGCUGUUCUUAUUUCAAAAUGAGGAUUUUUGCUGUUUAAACUAACUUGGUGCAGUUUCAUCUGCUGCUGCUUCACAGAUUUAAAUGGUGUCUCACUCCAGAGCCGUGAAGGGCAAUCCCAAGUCUCUGAAGUGGGAUGCUAUUAAAUUAAUUCAUUGGGUCUUCUCCAGAGCCUACUCCCUUUGUUUUCUCUGCCCUCUUGCUCCUGUUCAUUGCUGUUUGGAGCAAAGGUGUUGAUCCCUGGUAUUUUUCACUCCCCUCCCUGCUCCCUACAACCAGGGCCAGGGCAGAGACCUUCUGUGGCACUUCUGUAUGGCAGGAGGGCUCCCUGCUUUGCCUGGCUCACUGUAAGAGCUCUGCCUCACCUGGACAGUACUGAUUUCUUCACACUUGUUUGUGCCUUGUCCCCCACCCCAUCUCUUUUUUGGCCACACAUAUGUUGUUACUGUCUUCCUCCUGAGUGCAAAAAUAGCAGUGCCACACUGGACUUGUCAGAAUUUCAUGCAAGAUCCCCAAGGUUCCAAAGAAACCAAAGGCUGUAUGUACCAGGAAGGCAUUUGGCAGCACACACAUCUGCCCAACUGAUCUUUGGCACGUGAAGGGUGCAUAAACCUCUCUCUUGUCUGGAUCCUCCUUACCUACUGCCCUGCUUACUCUAUACCUGGCCUUGACCUGAAGGGGUUGGUUUGACCUGCUGCCCAAGAACCUUCCGUGCUUAAAUUUCUAACACUGACCUAUUUUCAACCCUAAUGCUCUAAAAGCAUGACUUUUUUUCUCCCUCCUUGGUCUGAGCCCACACUACCUGUCCUAGGCUUGGUAAUCUGAGAGCCAGAUGUUGUGCCCUGCUGAGGAGAAGGGCUGAGCUCUUCCUUCCUGAAGACAGCCCUAAUUUUACUUCAGUGCUCUCUCUGUCCUUGUUCAGCUGGUUUCUGGAACAGCCUUCCUGCACUUGGGUGAAAAGGUGUAAAUUUUACCUGACAUUGGUGCUUGUCUGCUGCCUCCUGCUUUACUUGUGAAACUGCUGUGAUUGUGUCCUGAAAGAAACACGGAAGAUCUUUGCCCCUCAUAGCAGCUGAAGCUCCUUGUUGGCUUCCUCUGGUGAGCAAGGCUUACUCUCAGCAGGGAAGCUGCUGUGCCAUGUUUGGAGUAAGGGAAUUCAGCCAUGGAGUGACGAUUUGGUCAACUUCGAUCAAAUGCCAGAUGUAUUAGAGGGAAGGGCUUUUUUCCUGGAAAAUUUAGGAUGGGCCCUCUGUGACUCACUGCUGUCAGCCUGGAGCAGAGGGCAUUUUUCAACAGUGUGUUGAAAUGAGUUUGGGCUAAACAAACCAAACCUCCAGGUCAAAGGGGAGGAAUGGAGCCUGCACCCUGACCUGGGUCCCCUUGGUUGGUGUCCGCCUGUGUCACUCACCUACCUCACAAGGCUGUUGUGAGGCCUUUAACUGGCAAAAGCCCCAGGCUGGGCAGAAAGGCACCGGCAGCGUGUGUAGCAUUAACACUAUUAAAAGCAAGCAGUGUGAUUUGA
This is a messenger RNA of Myiozetetes cayanensis, 3911 nucleotides long. RefSeq names its product ring finger protein 25 (gene RNF25). NCBI's taxonomy places the organism in Eukaryota, Metazoa, Chordata, Aves, Passeriformes, Tyrannidae. Gene Ontology annotation, molecular function: ubiquitin protein ligase activity; protein binding. The record is from RefSeq and is a predicted model, not a curated record. Gene Ontology annotation, cellular component: nucleus. Gene Ontology annotation, biological process: protein ubiquitination. The transcript has 10 exons. Bases 8 to 1534 code for a protein of 508 amino acids.